Molecule: messenger RNA, 1732 nt
Organism: Manis pentadactyla (Chinese pangolin)
Lineage: Eukaryota; Metazoa; Chordata; Mammalia; Pholidota; Manidae
Product: cytochrome P450 4A6-like
Exons: 12
Coding region: 53-1588 (511 amino acids)
Molecular function (GO): oxidoreductase activity, acting on paired donors, with incorporation or reduction of molecular oxygen; monooxygenase activity; heme binding
Source: RefSeq, a predicted model, not a curated record
CAGGAGGUCAGCCACAGUCCGGGACACUCAGCGAUCCAGAAGCCGCGGCACCAUGAGCUUCUCCUUGCUGAGCCUCACCAGGCCCCUGGGCAGGAUCCCUGGGCUCCUGCAGGUGGCCUCCCUGCUGGUCCUUGUACUGCUGCUGCUGCUCAAGGCAGCGCAGCUUUACCUGCACAGGCAGAGGCUGCUGAAAGCCCUCCAGCACUUCCCGUGCCCUCCAUCCCACUGGCUGUUCGGGCACAGAUGGGAGUUCGAAAAUGACCAGGAGCUACAAGUGCUUCAGAACAGGAUAGAGAAAUACCCGUGUGCCAGUCCUCGCUGGCUAUGGGGGAGCAUGGCUAUCCUCGUGGUCUAUGACCCUGACUAUAUGAAGGCGAUCCUGGGGAGAUCAGAUCCCAAAGCUCAUGAUUCCUACAGAUUCCUGGCUCCCUGGAUUGGGUACGGUUUGCUCCUGUUGAAUGGGCAGACGUGGUUCCAGCACCGACGGAUGCUGACGCCAGCCUUCCACUAUGACGUCCUGAAGCCCUAUGUGGGACUCAUGGCCAGCUCUGUCCACCUGAUGCUGGACAAAUGGGAGGAUCUCAUCAGCCGGAACCCACAUCUGGAGAUCUGUAGGCCCAUCUCCUUGAUGACCCUGGAGACCAUCAUGAAGUGCGCCUUCAGCCACCAGGGCAGCCUCCAGACCGACAGGGACUCCCAGUCCUACAUCCAGGCCAUUGAGGACCUGAGCAAUCUGUUCUUUUCCCGGGUGAAAAAUGCUUUUUACCAGAAUGACAUCAUCUACUGGCUGACCCCUGAAGGCCGCUGGAGCCACCGGGCCUGCCAGAUCGCCCAUCAACACACAGACCAGGUGAUCAAGCUGAGGAAGGCUCAGCUGCAGAAGGAGGCAGAGCUGGAGAAGAUCAGGAGGAAGAGCCACUUGGAUUUCCUGGACAUCCUCCUCUUUGCCAGAAUGGAGAACGGGAGCCGCUUGUCUGAUGAGGACCUCAGAGCUGAGGUGGACACAUUCAUGUUUGAGGGCCACGACACCACAGCCAGUGGCAUCUCUUGGAUCCUCUACGCUCUGGCCAUGCACCCCAAGCAUCAGCAGAGGUGUCGGGAGGAGAUCCAGGGCCUCCUGGGGGAUGGCACCUCCAUCACAUGGGACCACCUGGACCAGAUGCCCUACACCACCAUGUGCAUCAAGGAGGCUCUGCGGCUCUAUCCACCUGUACCAGGCGUUAGGAGGGAGCUCAGCAAGCCCAUCACCUUCCCUGAUGGACGCUCCUUACCCAGAGGAAUUGCAGUCUUCCUGUCCUUUUAUGCCCUUCACCGUAACCCAAAGGUGUGGCCGAACCCAGAGGUAUUUGACCCUUUCCGGUUUGCUCCGGGUUCUGUGCGACACAGCCAUGCUUUCCUGCCCUUCUCAGGAGGAUCAAGGAAUUGUAUCGGAAAGCAGUUUGCUAUGAAUGAGAUGAAGGUGGCUGUGGCCCUGACCCUGCCCCGCUUUGAGCUGGCACCGGAUCCCUCUAGGGUCCCUGAUCCCAGACCAAGAAUUGUGUUGAGAUCCAGAAAUGGGAUCCACCUGCAUCUCAGGAAGCUCCUCUAACCCAUGUUGGGACAAGGACAGGCUCUGCAGCCUCCUGCCUGCCAUCCUGUCUACCUGCCACUCUCUCAUUUCCCCUGCCUGUUUGCUCACUUCCUGCUUUUCUGUCUGUCCACCUGCCAAACUACCUGAUCUCUUGCCUCUCAC